AUGCCCUGGUGCCAACAGUGCACGCUGCAUGGACUGUUGGCUGGUACCAGUUCGCUGCUCAAUCUCACCAGAAAAUGCACGCAGCAGCAGCCACAACUAGGCAAGGAAAAGCUGGCAGCUUCACCACUGCUAGAAUGGGCUCAGAAACAGAGACGGCAUCGACCAUUGAAGGUCUCCUGCGCCAGACCGGCGCAGAAGUCCUUCGCCCCUGUGAUCCGGGGUACACUCUUCGCCAAGACAGCUAUUUCUCCACCACGGCUGCCGAGCUCCGUCCCGCUUGCAUUCCGGCCGCAUGGCGCUUCCGAGGUCUCCAAAACCAUCCAGAUCCUCGUCUCAGGGGGCCACGUCUUCGCCCUCCGCAGUGGAGGACAUGGCACCAGUCUUGGGGGCAGCAACAUCGACGGGGGGAUCACUCUCGAUUUGGGGUUGUUGGACUGGACGCGAGUCGUGGAGAAUAGCCAGAGUGCUGAUGGAGGACAGGAGUUUGCCGCGUUGGUCGACAUCGGGCCCGGUGCGCGCUGGCGGGACGCGUACGCUGCCCUGGAUAAGCACGGACUGAUGGUGGCGGGCGGGCGUGAGGGCUCGGUGGGUGUCGGGGGACUACUGCUUGGAGGAGGCAUUUCAUUUCUUUCGGGCACCCGCGGAUUGGCGUGCGACAACGUGGCAGCCUUCAAGGUCGUGCUGGCCGACGGUCGCAUCGUCCAGGCUUCAAAAACCGCGAAUGCCGAUCUGUUCUGGGCCCUGAAAGGUAGCACUAUCAACUUCGGCAUCGUGACCAAUAUCCGCAUGCAAGCAGUGAAGAGUCGCCCCGUUUGGGGCGGCCUCACCAUGAUGUCGCCACAGACUAUUCCGCAGGCUGCCGAGGCGUUAGUCGACUUUACGAGCCGCGUGAAUGAAGAUCCGGACAGCAGCUUGUUAUGCAUCACCGAGUACCGGCCAGAAUCAAAAGAAAUCGCCCUUCCCGCAUAUCUGGUUCAAACCGCUGGAGUGGAAAAUGCGCCUGCAUAUUCUAGAUGGCUGCAGCUACCAUCCACCCACAAGUUCUUUGCGAAGUACACAUUUGCUCAAGCCUCUGGCAACAGAUCCAUGCCGGAUGGGUACCAAUCUACUGAUGAGGACCUGAACCUAGACUGGGAGUAUAUCAAUUAUGCCGAUGAGACCCAGGACCCUCUAGGAAGCUAUGGUGCGGAGACCGUCAAGAAGUUGAAGGAAAUCUCCCAAAGAUGCUCUGACAUUUUGGUCUUCAUCUAUGCUCUCAUUGUCUAA
This is a messenger RNA of Diaporthe citri, 1266 nucleotides long. RefSeq lists its product as uncharacterized. The record is from RefSeq and is a predicted model, not a curated record. Lineage: Eukaryota; Fungi; Ascomycota; Sordariomycetes; Diaporthales; Diaporthaceae. The transcript is spliced from 3 exons. The coding region runs from base 1 to 1266 and encodes 421 amino acids. Gene Ontology annotation, molecular function: FAD binding.